AUGGCCAACAUGCUGCCGCCCCCUGCCCCUCGGGUUCGCUGCAGCGGUAAUGGCACUGGCAACAUCUACGUCUGGCCAUCAAUCUCUGACCCCCUCAACCGCGUCAGGCUCGUCAUCGAUCAGCAACCCAAGACAGGCAAGGCCUGCUCUGUCAACGAUAAGAGCUGCGAUCGCAAGCCGCUUGACCCGCCCCCAAUCCUCCACAUGGAGAUUGUAGGCCCGUCUUCUGCGGCACGCGAAGAUCAGAUCCUCUUAUCAAGUCCCAAUAUCUUCUGUGUGGCCCGGCUCAAGGCCGUAAACGAAACAGACGAGGCGAGGGAGAAGCUAGGCAUCAAAGAUCCGGCUAAACGGCUCUGGGGCGGCGCCUGCACAUCCGGCAGGCGCCUUCGUGACAUGGAUGGCUGGCCCCUCAACUAUCUCAUCUGGCCCGAGCUCAUGGUCAAGGAGAAAGGCAUGUACCGCCUGUGCUUCGAGCUCUACUACAUCACCUCAGCCCGGGGCGCCACCUUGAUCACCGACGUCACCUGUGAUACCUUUGAGGGGCUCAAGUUGAGGACACGUGAGGAGAACAAGAAGCCGGCCAAGCGUCGCAAGAUGGCUCAGUCGAUUGAGACUGACAACUCCCGUGGCUCCUCUGUGGCGCUCUCCGGAGCGACACAAGGAGGAGACACCGCAGAGCAGGGCACUGCCACUGCCAGUCCGCACAUUGCCGCAGCGGAACCAGUACUCGAGCUGCCCGUGGUCGAGCCUAGAAGCACUACUACUGUUGAGAACACUCGGCUUCCAGCUCCUAUCUUUGCUUUGAAUCCCGUCGAUGCAGCCAAUGAUUUUGAUGCUUCCAUUCCCGCGAGGCCAAGCAGCAACCACCAGCCUCAAGGUCCGCCGACGCAGCCUCAGGCCUCUCCCUUUGGUGCUACCCAGGCUAUGGCCUUGCCAGUUCAAGAACCUCAUCAGGGUAUAGCUACAGAACAGAUGUUUGGCUUCGAUACAUUCAACACCUCUUCUGUCACUUCUGUCGCAAACUAUCCCCAGGUCAAUCAGAAUGAUAGCCUCUCCCAAGCGGCGUACCAGGAGCCCCUGCUCAAUCACGGCGUGCACCUGGCUGUGCCUGUCUACUAUGGUAGCCAUAUGCAGCAGGGUGGGCAUGGAAACAACUACAUGGUCAACAACAACCCCAUGCUUGGCAGCCUGCCAUUUGACUCGGUGGGUUUCCAGAGCCAGGGAAGCUCCCUGCCCCCCGGCACUGUAGCCCCAGCCAGUUACCUCCACAACGAAUUCGCUGGCACCCCAGUCCUGGACGACUGGACGACGCCUUCGGCCACGCCGCCAACGGCCAACACAUCGGUCUCCAAGUACGACAUGAGUGGGCAGGACGACGGAACGGGCUUGCCGCCGAUUCCUCCAUCGUGUGUCGCAGAUGUGCCUGGCACUACAGAGGGCGAAGCAUCCAUAUUUGAUACCAACGAUCUUGGUGACUACGGUUUUGACUUCAAUUUUGCAUUCAUGUGA
Molecule: messenger RNA, 1509 nt
Organism: Microdochium trichocladiopsis
Lineage: Eukaryota; Fungi; Ascomycota; Sordariomycetes; Xylariales; Microdochiaceae
Product: velvet factor-domain-containing protein
Exons: 5
Coding region: 1-1509 (502 amino acids)
Source: RefSeq, a predicted model, not a curated record